Messenger RNA from Talaromyces stipitatus ATCC 10500, 426 nucleotides. RefSeq lists its product as uncharacterized. Lineage: Eukaryota; Fungi; Ascomycota; Eurotiomycetes; Eurotiales; Trichocomaceae. Bases 1 to 426 code for a protein of 141 amino acids. The transcript is spliced from 2 exons. The record is from RefSeq and is a predicted model, not a curated record.
AUGGAGGCCCCAAGGAUAGCCGUUACCACUUCAGCUAUCCGCCCCCCAGGCGCAGGAGUUGAACGGCUCUUUAAUACUGCUCGGGAUGUCUGCCAUUAUCGUCGAGGGAGAAUAAAGUCGGAGACAAUUGAAGAAUUAAUGAUGUUUCUUUGCACUUCAAGGUUUGAUAUAGAAGAGCAGGAGGCAAAGCUUCUGGAGAAGUUCUUCUCCUAUGAGGAAAUGAAAUCUGCAAAGGAGGAAAAGGAUGAAAAGCUUGACAAGAUUGAGAUAGAUCUAAUUAGUGAUACUGAGGAGCAGGAUACUAUAAUUAAUGAUGAGAUAGGGCUAGACGAGGUAGGCGAGGCAGAUGAAGUAGGUGAAGCCCAGAUACCACUGCCUAGGAACAACACCCAGUCACGGGCCUUGGCAUAUAUGUUACGUUUGUAA